Messenger RNA from Cynara cardunculus var. scolymus (artichoke), 2774 nucleotides. RefSeq lists its product as uncharacterized. The coding region runs from base 743 to 2494 and encodes 583 amino acids. Gene Ontology annotation, molecular function: chromatin binding. The record is from RefSeq and is a predicted model, not a curated record. The transcript has 5 exons. Lineage: Eukaryota; Viridiplantae; Streptophyta; Magnoliopsida; Asterales; Asteraceae.
UGCCCACUUUACCAUUCUUACUACAUCCGCUUAAUCCUCACAUCUCUCUCAUCCCUUUUCUCUCUAUAUGUGUAUAUAUGUAUAUCUAUCUUACCCAGAAAAGCCUUACCUUUCUUGACUGUUUCUUGAACCUACAUCAACCACCGCCGUCAUCCGCCGCCUCCAACCACCACAAAAGCGGUGCCCUUUAGUCUUAUCAGAUACCCAUAUAUAGUUCUCAAAAGGGUUUUCGAAAUAUUGACCUUUUUUGUAAUCUGGCCAAGAAUUCUUGAUGUACUACUCUCAGAUCUUCAAGAAAACAGUCAAUAUAUUGGUUCUUUCUUAGUUUUAUCUGAUACCCACUUCUUAUUUCUUGACUUUGGGGGUUCAGACACCUAGCUGCUGACUACUGGAGGCUGAAAUCAAGACUUUUGGUAUGUAUUUGUUGAGGAUUUGGUGUUUUAUCUUUUAAGAUUGUGGAAGAUUGUUGGGUUCUCUUGGCAGCUGAAUGAAAUGGCCUUUUGACUUGUGAACCCUUUUGCCAAAAUCUCUCAUAUAAGCCUUUAAUCCAUUGUCUGUCGCAGCUAGGGUUUGAUUAGGGUUUUGUUGGGUUGUAAGAAUUCUAGGAUAACCCUUUUGGUUAAAGAUUUUUUUUAGACAGGUGUUAGGUUACAUUGUUACUUCUGUAAAUUAGGGUUUCAUUUUAGGGUUCUAAAAUGGGUUAAAAACUGAAGUGGGUAUAUUUUGAUUCUUGCUUUCAAACAUGGCUGCAAAUGGUCAAUGUUUUGUGGAAUGGAAAGAGCAAUUUGUUUCAAAGGAAAGGGGUAAGAGGGUAGUUCACUAUUUCUUGAAAGAUAUAUCCGGAGAAUCGGUGCUGGCGGUUGUGGGAACAGAACGGAGUGUUAGGCAUAUGUUUUACGUGGUUGCUGAGGAGUUCUUGAAAGUCAACGAGGCCGAGAAUUCGGUCAAUGCAGGAUAUAGAUGGAGAUCAAGAAGAGAGGUGGUGAAUUGGCUUACUUCUAUGUUAUCCAAGCAGCAUCGGCAAGGCGAACAUUCGAAAUCCCCUAAAAGUGAUCACAUUCCGGGAGUCGCUGCUUCAUAUCAGAAUCGGCUUGCAAGAAACUUAAAGUUACGGACGCCGGAUAUAGUGUGGUCUGGUGUAGCAUGGACGUGCGGUAAACAACUCAAACACUUCCCGGCCUUUUGCCGGAACGGGAUUACAAUAGCGGUACAAUCAUUUGUUUUUGUUAUGGCCGAAGAGGAAAAACGUCAUCUUGCAUAUCUCGAAGAUAUGUAUGAAGAUAGAAAGGGUCAAAAGAAGGUCAAAGUGAGAUGGUUUCACCACAAUCAAGAAGUACAAGUUGUCGUUACCCUUCGAAAUCCUCACCCGAAAGAGGUUUUCAUUACACCUUACGCACAAGUCAUAAGUGUCGAGUGUGUGGAUGGCCCGGCCAUCGUCUUGACUCGUGAACAUUACGAGAAAUGCGUAUCUGUACUUCCCGAAGAUCUAUUAACUCGAGUUCAUCUUUGCUUGAGACAAUUUAAGAACAAUCGUGUGAAGCCGUUCAAAUUGAGUAAAUUGUGUGGAUAUUUUGACCAGCCGAUUUUUUCUAUUCUGGAUACCGAAUAUAUUGAAGAUGAAGAACAUAGCCCGGGAGAUAAUGUUAAGGUGGGAGUGAAAAGACCGAGAAGUUCUAGAGGGCGGCAGGUGGUGGUGCCGCCAUAUGAUCCAUCGUGCAUGAACUUGAAGUAUGAGAUGCUGAGAAGGAGGCUCAUCCCGAAGUACGUGAAGAACCAAGCUUUAUAUACGCCUUUUUUCAAGGCUAACGAAAAGAUAGAGUUGUUGUGCCAAGAUAGCGGGAUUCGGGGAUGUUGGUUUAGAUGUACGGUAUUGCAGGUUACUCGGAAACGAUUAGAAGUCCAAUACGAUGAUUUGAAGGAUGAAGACGGAAGUGGUAAUCUUGAGGAAUGGGUUUCGGCUCUCCGAUUGGCCAUGCCAGAUAAACUUGGGAUGAGAUACUCGGGUCGGCCAACUCUGCGGCCAGCACAUUUGGAAAACGAAACAAACGUUGCUUUUGAGGUCGGUUCCCCGGUGGAUGCGUGGUGGAGUGACGGCUGGUGGGAGGGAGUGGUAACUGGAAUCAGUGAUGAAUCUGGGGAUGGAAAUGUUCGCGUUUACGUUCCCAGCGAAACUUUGUUUCUUGAACUACACAGAAAGAACAUUAGAGUUUCGAAAGAUUGGGUGGGAGACCAUUGGGUCGAUCUCGAAACGAAACCCAACAUCCAUUCAUUGAUACCUGCAGAUACAGGCCCAAAUGUAGAUGAAACCAAACCCGAAAGUUUGCCAAUUUCGUCCAAAGAAACCCCUGCUUCUAACGACCCACCUGAAUCAAAUAACGACAAGCCACUUCAAGAGGACGACAUUGGUCGUAAAGCCGAAAACGACCUGAAUCCAUCCCACGAUGAUAACGAUAUCGAAAUUGCCGAAAAGGGCUUGAAUCAUGAAGCGGAAUGAGACACCCGAAUUACCGAAUGACGGUUUGUGAAUAGCAGUGAUCAAAAUGAGGUUAGGGUUUGUACUUUUUACUGAUUGUUUUUUUAGGGUUUUCACUUUAGUAGGAGAAGAGGACCACCCUACGGUGGGUGGACCUCCAAUUUGUAACCUUUUAGUGCUUUGACGACUUGAAAAUCGUGCAUUGAAAGAUGUACAUUUGGGAUCUGGUUAUGUAUUAGUUGUUGAUGUACCAUUGAUGAACCAACAGUGGAAGUGUUGACUAGGUCGUGAUUGUCGUUUC